AUGGCCGCAUACUUUAACCAACGUCUUCCUCAUCCUCACAUUGCUCAUCCGCAUCACGGCAUAACCGUAUCACGAGCUGGAACGCCGGCUCUUGAAAAAAGCGCCAAGUGUGCUGCGCCUAUUGCAAAUAUCGCGGCCAAGAAUGUCCCGUUCUUUACCCCUGAGCAGGAUCCCGUGGCUGGUAGUGCAACUGCUACCCAGCUAUCCGGCAAUCCUGUCCCCAAGCUCUUCACGCCACUCAAGAUCCGCGGUGUAGAACUGCCGAAUCGUAUCUGGGUGAGCCCCAUGUGCCAGUAUAGCGCCCACGAGGGCUUCCACACUCCUUGGCACAUCACCCACAUUGGUGGCAUGGCUCAGCGCGGUCCUGGCCUGAUUAUGCUUGAAGUUACCGCUGUGCAAGCCAACGGCCGAAUUACUCCAGAGGACUCUGGCAUUUGGCUGGACGCUCAUAUCGACACUUUGAAAAAGCACGUCGAUUUUGCACACAGCCAAAACGCCCUUAUUGGGAUCCAACUUGGCCACGCAGGACGAAAAGCUUCUACAGUUGCGCCUUGGCUCAGCUCUGGUGCCACAGCUACCGAGGAAGUCGGCGGCUGGCCAUCCAACGUGGUAGGGCCAACUGAAGAGCCAUUCAACGAGCACUAUCCUACUCCACGGGCUAUUAGCUUAGCGGAAAUUUCGCAGUUCAAGAGUGAUUUCCUCACUGGGGUACGCCGAGCAAUUCGCGCUGGGUUUGAUGUAAUCGAUUUGCAUUUUGCCCAUGGCUACUUGGUUUCGAGCUUCCUAUCGCCAGCAGUCAACAAACGUACAGACCAGUAUGGAGGGAGUUUCGAGAAUCGCACCCGGUUAGCGCUCGAAAUCGUAGACGCAAUAAGAGAAAUCAUCCCUGCCGAUAUGCCCUUGUUUGUACGAAUCAGCGCGACCGACUGGCUGGACACGAACCCGAAUUGGAACGGCGGCCCCAGCUGGACUGUAGACGACAGCGUCAAGUUUGCCAAGCUUCUGGCCCAGCGGGGAGUUGAUGUGCUGGAUGUGUCCAGUGGUGGAAACCAUGCACUGCAGAAAGUUGUUGGUGGACCAGGAUAUCAGGCGCCAUUUGCAAAGGUAAUCAAAGCAGCCGUGAAAGAUACCAUGCUGGUAAGCGCAGUGGGAAGCAUCAAGACAGGACUGGAGGCGCAGAUGAUUAUUGAAGGCAGCCAGAGCGGCGGCAAAGACGAAGACGCCAGCGAUACGCCUCUGGAUUUGAUUGCUGCAGGCCGACCGUUUUUGAAGAAUCCGGGACUGGUAUGGGCAUGGGCUGAGGAGCUGGGCGUUACGAUCAAUGUUGCGCAUCAGAUCGGAUGGGGCUUUGGCGGGAGGGGGUCCAAGAAGACGGCGAAGCUGACAGUUUCUUGA
This is a messenger RNA of Trichoderma gamsii, 1395 nucleotides long. RefSeq lists its product as hypothetical. Gene Ontology annotation, molecular function: NADP binding; FMN binding; NADPH dehydrogenase activity. The transcript is spliced from 2 exons. NCBI's taxonomy places the organism in Eukaryota, Fungi, Ascomycota, Sordariomycetes, Hypocreales, Hypocreaceae. Gene Ontology annotation, cellular component: intracellular anatomical structure. The record is from RefSeq and is a predicted model, not a curated record. The coding region runs from base 1 to 1395 and encodes 464 amino acids.